Fundulus heteroclitus (mummichog) is the source of this 1361-nucleotide messenger RNA. RefSeq names its product alpha-synuclein-like. Gene Ontology annotation, biological process: chemical synaptic transmission; synapse organization; synaptic vesicle endocytosis. Gene Ontology annotation, molecular function: cuprous ion binding. Gene Ontology annotation, cellular component: neuronal cell body; cytoplasm; axon terminus. NCBI's taxonomy places the organism in Eukaryota, Metazoa, Chordata, Actinopteri, Cyprinodontiformes, Fundulidae. The record is from RefSeq and is a predicted model, not a curated record. The coding region runs from base 341 to 724 and encodes 127 amino acids. The transcript is spliced from 7 exons.
CAGAGAGAGGGAGAGAGAGAGAGAUCAAUCGCUCUUUCUCCAUCUCUGUGGCGUGGGAGGCGUCUGUCAAACGGACCCGUGGAGAGUCCUCUCUGUCCGUCCGAGUGGAGGACACUACGCGCCGUCGUCUGUUCAGAGCAGCUGAAGUUUUGGAGACCGUAAAGCCAGUUUUACUCUUUAAGAGGGGUGGGGGAAUACUCCGCUGCCAUCCGAGAGGACCCGUCACGUCGUGUGCCGAAAGGAAGUUGAAGCAAACAGUAAACCCAUUCAUCGGUGCCAAUCCACGGGCUCUGAUUCCUACAGCUGGGUGCGUGUUGUCAGGGAGCCGAACCGAGCCGCCAUGGACGCGCUGAUGAAGGGUUUCUCCAAAGCCAAGGAUGGGGUCGUGGCAGCGGCGGAGAAAACCAAGCAGGGAGUGACUGGUGCGGCGGAGAUGACGAAGGACGGGGUUAUGUAUGUCGGUAAUAAAACAAAGGAUGGCGUCUCCUCAGUCGCUGAAAAAACGGUGUCUGGAGUGUCUCAUAUGGGCGGAGCUGUGGUUACCGGGGUUACGGCUGUGGCCCAGAAAACUGUGGAGGGAGCGGGUACCAUCGCUGCCGCCACUGGAUUGGUCAAGAAGGAUCCAGCCAAACAAGGUGAGGAUGCCUCAGCAGUACCGGAUGCCGUGGAGUCCCCAGACGAUACCGACUUCACAGAACCUACAGAGGAGGACUCGGACGACUAGGCGGCUCGACGGCUUCGCGCUCAAAGCAAAACGAUCCAAACAUUCCGUGUCGCUCUGCCAAGUCCCGUCGUGCCUCGUCUCUGGUCCGUCAUGGAGUCCGUGCUCGGCGUCUGUGCGUUUUCUGUGUGCCGUCCUGUUUUUUUUUGCGGUAAAUGUCUAGUAGAGAGACGGGGGGGGAAUGUCGUGUGAGCGCAGGCGCCCGGGGCGGCGCCUCAGGUGCGUGUGCUUCUCUGUGACCAGCUGUCAUUUCCAGUGACUCCCUCCCACUGGGAAGGCCACCUGAUCACAGAGCGCGUGUCUGUCCUGUGUCGGCUGGUUGGCCGCGUCAGUAACACAAACCUGGAAGUAUACCACAAUCUACAAACACCUAAGUGUCUCUAUAUACAGGAACAAUUUACACAGGUCUGUUUUGGAAUGGAUGCAUAAUGAUAUUCUCUAUUUUGUUGUGUAUUUUGUCACAGUUUUUUUUUUUUUUUUUUUUGCAAUGGACUAUAAAGUGCUGGGCUGUUCGUGCGCAUUCAUGUUGUAUUUUAUAGCAUGUAAAGUAAUAUUCAGCUUCACCACUGUGUCAUGAAUUUAUUUGGAUUGAAAUGUUGAAUAAAAUAUGUAAAGAGCAGGAUUAGGCUCUUAGAAUUCA